This is a messenger RNA of Perognathus longimembris pacificus (Pacific pocket mouse), 1886 nucleotides long. RefSeq names its product dihydropyrimidinase like 4 (gene Dpysl4). Gene Ontology annotation, cellular component: cytosol; cytoplasm. The record is from RefSeq and is a predicted model, not a curated record. Gene Ontology annotation, molecular function: hydrolase activity, acting on carbon-nitrogen (but not peptide) bonds, in cyclic amides. NCBI's taxonomy places the organism in Eukaryota, Metazoa, Chordata, Mammalia, Rodentia, Heteromyidae.
GGGCUCCGUGCGUGUCCCCGCCCGCACACCCGCGCCCGAGUUGCCCCGACCCGGUCCAAGGCCAGUCCAGGAGCAAGAUGUCCUUCCAGGGCAAGAAGAGCAUACCCCGCCUCACGAGCGACCGCCUCCUGGUCAAGGGUGGGAAGAUAGUGAACGAUGACCAGUCCUUCUACGCCGACCUGUAUGUGGAAGACGGCUUGAUUAAGCAGAUCGGGGAGAACCUCGUGGUGCCCGGGGGCGUCAGAGCCGUGGAGGCCCAGGGCCUGCUGGUCCUGCCCGGCGGCGUGGACGUGCACACCAGACUGCAGGCGCCGGCGCUGGGCAUGGCCCCCGCGGACGACUUCGCCCAGGGCACCACGGCGGCCCUGGCCGGGGGGACCACCAUGGUCUUGGACCACGUGUUCCCUGACCCGGGCGUGAGCCUGCUGGCCGCCUACGAGCAGUGGCGGGAGCGCGCGGACAGCACCGCCUGCUGCGACUACUCCCUGCACGUGGACAUCCCCCACUGGCACGAGAGCAUCAAGGAGGAGCUGGAGGCCCUGGUCAAGGACAAGGGUGUGAACUCCUUCCUGGUCUUCAUGGCGCACAAGGACAGGUGCCAGUGCACUGACGGGCAGAUGUACGAGAUCUUCAGCAUCGUCCGGGACCUGGGGGCCGUGGCGCAGGUCCACGCGGAGAACGGGGACAUCGUGGAGGAGGAGCAGAAGCAGCUGCUGGAGCGGGGCGUCACGGGACCCGAGGGCCACGUGCUGAGCCACCCCGAGGAGGUGGAGACCGAGGCUGUGUACCGAGCCGUGACCAUUGCCAAGCAGGCCAACUGCCCGCUGUACAUCACCAAGGUGAUGGGCAAGGGCGCGGCCGACGUGGUCGCCCAAGCCAAGCGCAGGGGUGCGGUCGUAUUCGGGGAGCCCAUCACGGCCGGCCUGGGCGCCGACGGCGUGCACUACUGGAGCAAGAACUGGGCCAAGGCGGCCGCCUUCGUCACGUCGCCGCCCAUCAGCCCCGACCCCUCCACCGCCGACCACCUUGCCUCCCUGCUGUCCAGCGGGGACCUCCAGGUGACAGGCAGCGCCCACUGCACCUUCACCACCGCCCAGAAGGCCGUGGGCAAAGACAACUUCACGCUGAUCCCCGAGGGCACCAACGGCGUGGAGGAGCGCAUGGCCGUGGUCUGGGAGAAGUGCGUGGCCUCCGGGAAAAUGGACGAGAAUGAGUUUGUGGCAGUGACCAGUACGAACGCCGCCAAGAUCUUCAACUUCUACCCCAGGAAGGGGCGCGUGGCCGUGGGCUCCGACGCCGACCUGGUCAUCUGGAACCCGCGGGCCACCAGGGUCAUCUCUGCCAAGACCCACAACCUGAACGUCGAGUACAACAUCUUUGAAGGAGUCGAGUGCCGAGGGGCCCCGGUGGUGGUCAUCAGCCAGGGCAGAGUUGUGCUGGAGGGCGGGACCCUCCUCGCCACCCCGGGGGCCGGCCGCUUCAUUCCCCGCAAGACCUUCCCCGACUUCGUGUACAAGAGGAUAAAGGCUCGAAACCGGCUGGCGGAGGUCCACGGCGUGCCCCGCGGCCUCUACGACGGCCCCGUCCACGAGGCGGCGCUGCCCGCCAAGCCGGGCGGCGCCCAGGCCCGCGCCUCGUGCUCCGGCAAGAUCUCCGUGCCGCCCGUGCGCAACCUGCACCAGUCGGGGUUCAGCCUGUCGGGGUCUCAAGCGGACGACCACAUCGCCAGGCGCACAGCUCAGAAGAUCAUGGCGCCCCCUGGCGGUCGCUCCAACAUCACCUCCCUGUCUUAGGUCGGCCCGGCCGCUCCAGCUUUCAGCUCCUCUCUCGUAGUUUUGUGGAAAGGUGCUUGGCCUCGUCUUCCCCUCCCCCACGAGCUCUCCUUU